AUGUCUCUCGCACGCUUCAUUAAGUUCUCGCUCAAAAACUCGCCGCGCCAGAACUUUGAGAUCUACCGCAAACUCGACGACGCAAAGUGGGGUACCCACGUCGGCACUGAUGAGCUCGGCAACCGCUACUUCAUGAACCCGACUGAGCGCUACGGCCGCGAGCGCUGGGUCACCGACGAGAUCCCCAAGGCCACUGCCGAGGAGGACGCAGAGUACCUGUGCCGCCCCAAGUGGAUGGCGUUCCCGCACUACGAAAACUACACUGGCACCAGGAAGGCCUAUGUCACGUACAACACGGUCAAGCCAAAGUACGAGAGCUGGGAGCCCGCCGUUGCUCCGCGCCAGUAG
This is a messenger RNA of Linderina pennispora, 348 nucleotides long. RefSeq lists its product as uncharacterized. Gene Ontology annotation, biological process: mitochondrial respiratory chain complex I assembly. NCBI's taxonomy places the organism in Eukaryota, Fungi, Kickxellomycota, Kickxellomycetes, Kickxellales, Kickxellaceae. The coding region runs from base 1 to 348 and encodes 115 amino acids. The record is from RefSeq and is a predicted model, not a curated record. The transcript has 2 exons. Gene Ontology annotation, cellular component: membrane.